Messenger RNA from Jaculus jaculus (lesser Egyptian jerboa), 1752 nucleotides. It is a transcript of the gene Polr2c, whose product is annotated as RNA polymerase II subunit C. Bases 49 to 876 code for a protein of 275 amino acids. The transcript is spliced from 9 exons. Gene Ontology annotation, biological process: DNA-templated transcription. Gene Ontology annotation, cellular component: RNA polymerase II, core complex. The record is from RefSeq and is a predicted model, not a curated record. NCBI's taxonomy places the organism in Eukaryota, Metazoa, Chordata, Mammalia, Rodentia, Dipodidae. Gene Ontology annotation, molecular function: protein dimerization activity; DNA-directed RNA polymerase activity; DNA binding.
GGUGACGGGGCAGGCGCGACAGGGUGACUCGGGCCAGCGGGGCUCGCGAUGCCUUACGCCAAUCAGCCCACGGUGCGGAUCACGGAGCUCACAGACGAAAAUGUCAAGUUCAUCAUCGAGAACACAGACCUGGCGGUGGCCAAUUCCAUUCGGAGGGUCUUCAUCGCCGAGGUGCCCAUCAUAGCCAUUGACUGGGUUCAGAUUGAUGCCAAUUCUUCAGUCCUUCAUGAUGAAUUCAUCGCUCACAGGCUUGGAUUAAUCCCUCUCACUAGUGAUGACAUUGUGGACAAGCUGCAGUACUCCCGGGACUGUACAUGUGAGGAGUUCUGCCCCGAGUGCUCCGUGGAGUUCACGCUCGAUGUGCGGUGCAAUGAAGACCAAACACGUCAUGUCACCUCUCGAGACCUAAUCUCCAACAGCCCCCGGGUCAUUCCGGUGACAUCCCGGAACCGAGACAACGACCCCAGUGACUAUGUGGAGCAGGAUGACAUCCUUAUUGUCAAGCUCAGGAAGGGCCAAGAGCUGAGACUUCGAGCCUAUGCCAAGAAGGGCUUUGGCAAGGAACAUGCCAAGUGGAACCCUACUGCAGGGGUGGCUUUUGAGUACGAUCCAGACAAUGCAUUGAGGCAUACAGUGUAUCCCAAGCCUGAGGAAUGGCCAAAGAGUGAGUACUCCGAGCUGGAUGAGGACGAGUCCCAGGCUCCCUAUGACCCCAAUGGCAAGCCAGAGAGGUUUUACUACAAUGUGGAGUCGUGUGGCUCGCUGCGCCCUGAAACCAUUGUCCUCUCAGCCCUCUCGGGAUUGAAGAAGAAGCUGAGUGAUUUGCAGACUCAAUUAAGCCACGAAAUCCAGAGUGAUGUACUCACUAUAAAUUAGUGGCCAUGGGCCUGUUGCAGUGGACAUGGGGGUUUGAGGCAGUAGCUAGAUUUAAGGUCUCUGGAGGCCUAAUUCUGGGCUCUGGACUACAUUUGCUCAAGCUACCUAGCAGGUUAUCAGCACCAUCAAGAAGGGGUUGCAGAUGGAUUGCCAGGGGUGCCACUGGUAUUUAGGCAGGGUGGUUUGUUACUGGGCAUUUAGUAUCCCAGGACCUGCCUACUGGUCAUCAGAUCUGCUCCUCAGAACCCCAAGUGUCCCAUGUUGCUUCCUAGGUCACCAGUAGGGGGCUGCACUGCUUCCCUGUUGAGAAGCACUGAGCUAGACUUCAGCUCACUGUACCUCUUGAACCCCUUUCUGCCCAAAAGGAGUUUUCAGGGAUCAGGCUUGCUCAGGGUAUGUCCAUAAAUACGAAAGGAGUUUUCACAGCUCUGCCUUAGGUUUCUGUGUCACUACCGAGUGCUAGAACCUUCACUGAGGCAGCCUAUGAACACUUCUGCCCUCUGACAGGGCCAAGGCUACCUACUGGCUCUUUUUUCAGUUGUCCCUAAUUUGAUAAGUAACCCUUUGGGAAUAGCACUAACUCUUACUGUCCACUCAUCCCACAAGUAAGCUUGAUUUGCUGUGUUAUUCCCUGACUUCACCAUUUAGGUAAGGGAUGGGGAGGAGGCAAAGGCCCCUCCCACAUUUCCGGUUCUCUUGGAAAGGUUUAAGCCCCAUCCUUUGUCUCCAGGCAAGAACACAUCCAACCCAGCAGUCCUUAGGCAGCCUGGAGAAAAGCAGACAUCAGCACAGAAAGGAAGGGAAAGUUAUUGAUCAACAGUAGUUGUCUUUUUAAAAGUUUUUAUUUUUGGCAAUAAAGAGCACAACGUAAUCUCC